This is a messenger RNA of Paramuricea clavata, 1139 nucleotides long. Lineage: Eukaryota; Metazoa; Cnidaria; Anthozoa; Malacalcyonacea; Plexauridae. The record is from the annotation of a GenBank genome assembly.
AUGCUAGUGGGAGUUUUUUAUCGGCCGCCCUCGACAGACUUGAACGAUAUGCAAGAACUGGAAAAAUCUUUAUCGAUGAUUGAGCGUAAUGGAAAAAACUUAACAUUUGUAUUACUUGGAGAUUUUAACUUCCCAAAUAUUAAUUGGUCUGCUCCGUCGCCUUCGACUUUAUGCAGCGACAGUACUUCUGCAUAUUUUUGUGACAUGAUCGAUGACAACUUUUUACAUCAAAUGAUAAAUGUACCUACUCGAAAGGGUACCAUUAUGAACCUUGUCCUUGUAAAUAAACCAGAAUUAAUGCUUAGGUCAAACGUUCGUGAAGGCUUAGCUAACUCUGAUCAUGAUUCUAUUGAAUUUGCACUGAAAGUUAAGAUUGCUCGCCAUAAAUGUAGUCCCAGACUAGUAUAUGAUUAUAUAAAUGCUGACUGGGACGGUUUAAAAGAGGAUUUUAGAAAUAUCCCAUGGAACUGUAUUGACUUGGUAUUGGAUAUUGAGGUUGUUUGGAGUUCAUGGAAGAGUUUGUUUUUCAAAGCUGUUGAACGUAAUAUCCCUUCCAAAUUCCUUUCGUCUAAGCGGAAUGUUCCUUGGUUUAACUCGGACAUUAAGAAAUUAAUUCACAAAAAACAAAGGCUAUGGAAAAUAGCAAAAUCCUCUGGGAGUCCUGAUAAAUGGUCCAAUUAUAAAAAAUUGAAUAAUGAAGUUAAAGAUAAAUUAAGGAAAGCUUACUUCAGAUAUGUUAAUAAUCUUACAAACUCCCUUGGGGCGAACCCAAAGAAGUUUUGGACUUUUGUCAAGUCCCGCACAGGUACAUCAAGUGUUCCAAAAACAAUCAAACUUAAUGGCCUUAAAGGGUACAGUCCUUCAUCAAUUGCCCAUCUUUUUAACACAUUUUUUCAUUCUGUAUUCAAUAAACGUGACAAAUCAUCAUCUACCCAUUGUAUACAAAUCAUGUCAUUAAAAACUUGGUAUGUUCGGUAGACGAUGUUGCUAGUCUAUUAUCUGAAUUAGAUAUUACUAAAUCUUCCGGUCCAGAUAACAUUUCACCAAGGAUUUUAAAAGAAUGUGCUUAUGAACUCACUCCUUCCCUGACUCGUAUAUUCAAUUUAUCACUGAGUACUGGUGAGUUACCUAACGACUAG